UGCACCGGAAGCCAAACAAGGAUUCGGCGUUUUAGUGAUCUUACGUGUCAUUUCCAGAGUGUCAGUGAUUCAGACCUGCUGUAGACUAUUAAUGAAAAAAACCCAGGGCAUCAGCAUCUGGCUCUUGAUGAACUUGGGUAACUGUUGGUAACGGCAGAAAAAUGAAGGCUUUGAUCCUGGUGGGGGGGUACGGGACCCGACUGCGACCGCUCACCCUGAGCGUCCCAAAACCCCUCGUGGAGUUCUGCAACAAACCCAUCCUGCUGCACCAGGUGGAGGCACUGGUGAAAGCUGGGGUGGACCAUGUGGUUCUGGCAGUGAGCUACAUGUCAGAGCUGCUGGAGAGAGAGAUGAGAGUGCAGGAGCAGAGACUCGGGAUUCGUAUCUCUCUGUCUCAUGAGAAGGAGCCUCUGGGAACAGCGGGUCCCCUGGCGUUGGCUCGAGACUUGCUGAAUGAUGACAGUGAGCCGUUCUUCGUUCUCAACUCAGACGUCAUCUGUGAUUUUCCGUUCAAAGAUCUGCUGCAGUUCCACCGCAACCACGGAAAGGAGGGAACCAUUGUGGUAACACGGGUGGAAGAGCCCUCUAAGUACGGUGUGGUGGUGUAUGAGGCGGACAGCGGGAGGAUCCAUCGCUUUGUGGAGAAACCACAGGUCUUUGUCUCCAACAAAAUUAAUGCCGGCAUGUACAUCUUCAAUCCCAGCAUGCUCAGCAGGAUCCAGCUGAGACCAACAUCCAUUGAAAAAGAAAUAUUUCCUGUCAUGGCAGGGGAGGGACAGCUGUAUGCCAUGGAGCUGCAAGGUUUCUGGAUGGACAUCGGCCAGCCUAAAGACUUCCUGACAGGGAUGUGUAUGUACCUCCAGUCAGUACGACAACACGCACCUGAGAGAUUACGCACAGGCCCCGGUUUCCUCGGCAACGUCUUGGUGGAUCCCACGGCACAAAUCGGGGAGAACUGCACCAUCGGCCCGAAUGUCACCAUCGGCGCCGGCGUUGUCGUGGAGGACGGCGUGAGGAUAAAGCGGUGCACGGUGCUGAAAGGGUCGAGGGUUCGAUCGCACUCGUGGCUGGAGAGCUGCAUCGUGGGGUGGAGCUCGUCAGUCGGCCAGUGGGUGCGUAUGGAGAAUGUGACGGUGCUGGGGGAGGACGUGAUCGUCAAUGACGAGCUUUACCUGAACGGUGCCAACGUCCUGCCUCACAAAUCCAUCAACGAGUCAGUCCCGGAGCCGCGAAUCAUCAUGUAGCGUCAGGUGGAGGAAAAAUCCCAGCGCCUUUUAUAUGAAGACUAUGAGGAAGACCCAAACUGUGCCAGAGAAGAGGGAGGGACAUUCAGGCAGUUGAAUGGAAGCAGGAGGAGGAAGAACAAAAGGCUUCUUUGUCUUUCUUUUUAUACAUUAAUUUGGACUUGUUUUAGCCCUGCUUGGCUGCAUUUGUCAGAAAAGGUGACGUGUGUCAAGGAAGGUUUCUUAAAGUACUGACAGGUCAAACUCUCAUGUUGGCAAAUAUGAGAAAAGUCGAGAGGGGGCUUCUUGGUGGAGUAAAGAUCAGUAUACCGAGAGGGAAGGGGGAAGUGGGUGUGUGAAUAUAUGAACACUGUUGGUUAGUUUUACUAUGCAUUUACACUUCCUGAAAAGAACAAUCAAACCACAGCUACAGGUUGAUGUCAUGACUGAUGCUCAGAAUCUGAUCUGACUUAUUGUGAAACAUAAUGCAGUAUUGGUCACAGUUAAAGGUCCAGUGUGUAGGAUUUCUGAUGCUCCAUUAACAUAAAUGUAAUCCAGGAUUUAUAACUAGUGUUUCUACUGAAGACCAAAAAGGACAAACAGCACUGGCUAUAAGUAAAUGGAACUGAAGGUGCUCUUACAUUGUUGUAAACAAUAGACUGUAUAUCAAAGAUGGACAAUGCCACCACUGUUUGCUUGUGGAGGCUGCCACGUUUUUGUUUUUGUUUUUGUUUUGUUUUUUGGAAGUAGAAUAUUUACUUACACAAAAGUGUGAAGUUGUGAGCUGGGUCCAGCAGAGGUGAAGACUAGGAAAGAGAUGAGACCAGUGUCAGCACACUGUUUAAUCCAUGCCACACCCCAAUUUUAAGCCUUGGCAAAAUCUUAAUGGUUGAAUUAUAUUUAAAUAUAUAAAAAUCACUGUCCAUACAGUUGUUACCAACCUAUAAAUGUGUUUAUUUCUGCUGCUUGUUGGAAACAAAGGGCGAUUCAGUAUCUUGCAAUCUACAACUUCACCACUAGAUGUCACUAAUUCCUACACAUUGGUCCUUUAAAGCCAUAGCAGUUUAUUAUUGAGGGCAGCAGAGCAAGCUGUAAGCAACUUCAUGGAAAUGUGAAUGUUUUGAGUUGGAAGUCAUGUUUGCAUCCACCUGAAUGUAAUUGACAUCAAAUAACACUCAAUAAUUUGAUUUGUUUUUAUACGUAAAUACCAAUGACUGCAGCUUUAAUCAUGGGAAAUGUUGGUUAUGUCUCGUGUUCUUGAUGAGCUUUCCAGGUUUCUCUGUUCUUUGAAACGGUUUGUUUCAGUGUCAGACGAGUUAAUGAUCAUCAAUAUGUGCUCCAAUACUGUAGUGGGCGAGCUGACAACUUUAUAAUGUGGACAACUUUAGUCUUUAAGAUUAAUUGUACAUUAUAAAUAAAUAUACAGCGCUGUCUAAAA
Messenger RNA from Neolamprologus brichardi, 2661 nucleotides. It is a transcript of the gene gmppb, whose product is annotated as GDP-mannose pyrophosphorylase B. NCBI's taxonomy places the organism in Eukaryota, Metazoa, Chordata, Actinopteri, Cichliformes, Cichlidae. The record is from RefSeq and is a predicted model, not a curated record. Gene Ontology annotation, biological process: GDP-mannose biosynthetic process. Gene Ontology annotation, molecular function: mannose-1-phosphate guanylyltransferase (GTP) activity; GTP binding.